This is a messenger RNA of Dermacentor andersoni, 870 nucleotides long. RefSeq lists its product as uncharacterized. Lineage: Eukaryota; Metazoa; Arthropoda; Arachnida; Ixodida; Ixodidae. The record is from RefSeq and is a predicted model, not a curated record.
CUCAGCAUUAGAUCUCAGACGGCCAUUGCAGCAUCUUCAACUGAGCCACCCCUUUGCAGGUAUCUUUCAGUAGCCGCGAGCAUGUCCGUCAACCAGCGUCGCCUCACCACGCCUUUUGACGUGCACGCCACGCUCAAGGCCUUGGCCCUGCUGCCACGCAAACUGAGCCUGGAGCCCACGCACCGCGGCCGCAGCCUUCUCGCCUCGAUCCCGGCGAACAGAAGCUGCGUCGACGCCUUCGUGCCUCUCGACUACUGCGCAUGCGUUGAGGGACCACAAGUCGACUCGCCACUAGCCAGCCCGGGAACGCUGUCGCUCGCUCAACACGCCCUCGAAUUCAUCAACAAUGCCAUUGGUUCGUCACCGCUCCUCAAGGACAUGUGCGCAACUUACGUUCUCAGGAGAGUCGAACACGUCGACGAUCAUCAGAGUCGAGUAACAUCUGCUACCUCUAUUAAUACAUCCUCUAGUGACAACGUGCUUAUUAUUGUGUCGACUAUUCCAGGAGCCAUUUUCUCUAUUCGAGCUCGCAUGAUCCCGGCUGGCGCCGAGGCGGAGGUCAAAGCCGGCAGCAGAAGUAGCAUACGUAAAGGCCAUAAAGUGGAGAUUAUGGAAGCCGAGAGGAUUGACCGAUACGCGGACGACGUCUCCAAAUGCGUUAAACUCGCCAAUGGCAAGCUGCGUAGGUACUGCUACUGCAAGGAUAUUGCUCUUAGCGACCACAUGGAGUAAGGAACUGACGAUAUACGAGGCCCUACGCAAGCUAUCUACAACUUCUGUGCGUUGUUUCUUCAGCUUCUAGCAAGUGUUCUUACCCCUUUCUUUUAUUCUUUAAACAUUGCGGCAAAUCCUCCCGAAUAAAAAAAAGAG